AUGGCUACCAAAAGUGCUUUGGUGACGGGAGCUUCCUCGGGCAUUGGUUAUGCCUUGGCGAUUGAGCUUGCUGAACGUGGAUACCGCGUCUUUGCUGGUGCACGAAGACUCUCGCGCAUGAAGCCAUUGGAAGACUUGGGCAUCACCACUUUUGAAUUAGACGUAGGAUCACUUGAGAGCAUUGAACGAGCUGUAGAAUUUAUAUCUGAAAAUACUGGAGGAAAGUUGGAUCUUCUUUUCAACAACGCUGGUAUUCAAUGUUUUUCGCCAGCAGUUGAAGUUGACGAUGAAAAGUUCCAAAAGUGUUUCCAAAUCAAUGUGUACGGCCCCAUUCGUUUGAUAAGAGAGUUAGCACCACUAGUUAUUAAAUCCAGGGGAGUGAUUGCUUUCACAGGCUCUACUGCUGGCUUAAAUCCCUUUCCUUUCCUGAGCAUUUAUGCAGCUACGAAAGGUGCAAUUCACUCAUACGCAAGCACGCUUGCAAUGGAGAUGAUUCCGUUUGGUGUCCGUGUACUCAAUGUGAUUACAGGUGGUGUUGCAACUGAAAUCGGCGAUGACAAAACUUUGGCCUCAAAUUCUUGGUAUAGAAUUGAAGACGAGGACAUUCUCGCAACUCGACCAACUGGACAGGGGGUACGCUUAAGUGCACCAAAAUAUGCUUCACGUACAUGUGACGACAUCGAGAAAGCUUUCAAGCAGACUAGCCCAAACUAUAUUGUUAGUUAUAGGGGAAGUGAGUCUUCUUGGCAUCUGUUUCUUGCGUCGUAUACUCCGCGCUGGAUCAUCGAACGCAAGAUAUUGAAGGACUUCUUCCUCAAAAGUCCUUAUAAAAGGUUGCAAAAAUACUAUCAAGAAGAUGUCACUUCCUGA
Messenger RNA from Meyerozyma guilliermondii ATCC 6260, 870 nucleotides. RefSeq names its product SDR family oxidoreductase. Gene Ontology annotation, molecular function: acylglycerone-phosphate reductase (NADP+) activity; triacylglycerol lipase activity. The record is from RefSeq and is a predicted model, not a curated record. Gene Ontology annotation, biological process: triglyceride catabolic process; phosphatidic acid biosynthetic process. NCBI's taxonomy places the organism in Eukaryota, Fungi, Ascomycota, Pichiomycetes, Serinales, Debaryomycetaceae. Bases 1 to 870 code for a protein of 289 amino acids. Gene Ontology annotation, cellular component: endoplasmic reticulum; lipid droplet. The transcript has a single exon.